This is a messenger RNA of Adineta steineri, 1695 nucleotides long. The record is from the annotation of a GenBank genome assembly. NCBI's taxonomy places the organism in Eukaryota, Metazoa, Rotifera, Eurotatoria, Adinetida, Adinetidae.
AUGUCAAGUACACAAGAUGAAAGUGUUGUUGAUGAUGAUGUAACUCCAUCACAAUCUCAAUUAGUACCAGAAAGUACGGUUGCUAUUUCGACAAUUGAUGUCAUUGGUGAACCAAACAAUCAGAAAUGGACAUCAACAUUAAUUCUAUCGAUUAUUAUUGUUGUACUAUCUACCAGCUUUGUCAUGGGAGUUAAUAUUGGUGGACCAAAUUUAUAUAAUGGUUUUAUGGUUCCAUGGGCGCGUGGUUAUCCAUUUCCUUGUCAAAAGGAAAUUGGUACAGCUCAAUGGAUCGCACGUAAAUGGUGGAAUUGCGUUUAUAAUGAUACUACCGUGAAUAGCAAUGGCUAUUACUAUCUACCGGAAAUACCUAAAGAUAAUCUUAUUGGCCAACGAUUACAAGAUUCUCUUCAUAAUAUUUUAUUUGUUAUUGGCGGUUUUAUUGGUGCUUAUUCAGGACAAUUUUGGUACAAAUGUUUAUCAAGACGUAAUGCUAUUUUUGCAAAUAUGCCAUUUCAAAUAGUAGCAUCAAUAUUUAUGAUAAUUACAUUAUAUAUAUAUAAUGGAUACGAAACAAAUGAUCCCGAUAAAGCUACUUUAGAUAAAGCAAGAAAACUUAAAGAUGUUGCUAUAAGUUUUUUCUAUAUUUCUCGAUUUUUCUUUGGAUUUGCUGCUGGUAUGUGUUGUGUGGUAUCUACAUCUUAUUUAAAUGAGAUUAGUCCACGAGCACUUCGAGGUACUGUAGGUUCUUGUCAUCAAUUAGCAAUUGUUAUCGGUAUUCUUCUUGGACAAAUUAUUGGUUUACCAUGGAUAUUAGGACGACAUAAUACUUGGAAUUGGGGAAUGGCAUGGGUAGGUUUAUUACCAUUGAUAGGUUCAGUACUUAUCUGGACAUUACCUGAAAGUCCUCGAUGGCUUGUACAAGAGCAAAGACAAAAUGAAGCUGCACAAUCAUUACGUAAAUUACGACAAAGUAAUGAUAUUGAAGCAGAAUUAGUUGAAAUUCAAAAUGAAGAAACUGCACUAACUAGAAAAGAUCUUGGUAUUAUUAAAGUACUUUCAUCAAGUGAAUUUCGUUGGCCAUUAAUUACAAGUUUAGUAUUAAAUGCUAUUCAGCAAUUAUCAGGAAUUGAUGCUGUAUUCUUCUAUUCAGCAGAUAUGUUUUCAUUAGCUGGUCUACGUGAUGAAAAAGUACUUUGGGGUAUAUUAGCUACAGGUAUUAUUAAUCUUAUUGCAACACUUAUUGCAUUAAAAUUAAUUGAAUUAUUGGGACGUCGUCCAUUAAUUAUUUGGCCAUUAGCUGCUAUUAUAGUUAUUAUGAUUGGUCUUACAAUAUUUAUUGUUUUAAAUGCAAAAAAUCCUGAAGAGAAAAAAGAAGCAUUAGCAAUAGUUAGUAUUGUAUUUAUUCUUAUCUUUAUUGUUUUAUUUGCAAUUGGUCUUGGACCUAUACCAUACGUAUAUUCUAAUGAAGUAUUUCCUGUCGAAGCACGUGCUGCUGGACUAUCAUUAGCAAUGUUUAUCAAUUGGUUUUGUAAAUUUUUAAUUGCUACGUUCUUUUUACCACUUCAAUCAGCUAUUGAAGGUUAUGUAUUUCUUCUAUUCUGUUUAUUUGUGGCAUUGGCAUUCACUUUACUAUUCUUUAAAAUGCCCGAAACAAAAAAUAAGAGAUUACAAGAAAUUCAAACAUUUUGGAAAUAA